AUGUCGUCCCAGGAGCUUGUCCCGCAGACAGAAUCUAUCGCGGAGGUUUAUGCCACCGACGAUGCCUCCGUGACCUCAGUUGCGGCUGAACACCAGAAGCGCUUCUCGGGACUGAUCUCUCAGUUCAAUAAGCAAUACAAUCAUCGCCCGGACUUUGUGGCCCGCAGCCCCGGUCGUGUAAACAUUAUCGGCGAGCACAUCGACUACUCCCUCUACGAUGUUCUACCCACCGCCGUUAGCGUCGACGUGAUUAUGGCCGUCAAGAUCUCCCCCGGCAACUCUGGUACUACCAUUAAGAUUGCCAAUGUUGCGCCGGAGAAGUUCCCUACACGCGAGUUCAACGUGCCUCAUGAUACAGACAUUGAGAUCGACCCUAAGAAGCACGAAUGGAUCAACUACUUCAAAGCUGGUUUGUCCGGUGCUUUGAAGUUUUUGCGCAAGGAGAGACCAGAUGGCGCGGCUCCGGUCAGCAUGGAAAUUCUGGUCGACGGCAAUGUGCCCCCCGGUGGUGGUAUCUCGAGCAGUGCUGCCUUUGUUUGCGCCAGUGCUCUGGCCGUCAUGAAGGCCAAUAACCACAAUGUGUCGAAGCAGGAUCUGUUGGAUUUGGCCGUCGUCUCCGAGCGUGCAGUCGGUGUAUACUCCGGCGGCAUGGACCAGGCCGCUUCCAUCUUCUCAAAGCGCGGAUUUCUACUUUACACCCAAUUCUACCCUGCCUUCCAGGUCGAGCACGUCCCCAUCCCAACCGCAGCAGACGAAAUUACCUUCCUCAUGGCCCAGAGCUUCGUCACCUCAAACAAGGCCGACACCGCACCCCGCCACUACAACCUGCGCGUGGCAGAAUGCACACUGUCCGCCGUAAUCUUGGCCAAGAACUUCGGCCUCACACUGCCCAAGGAUAACAGCUCCCUGGGCUACAGCCUGCGCAAUUUCCAGAACCAGCUGAUGACCAAGGAAGGCCGCUUAGGCGACCCCUUGGAGUACCAGAUCGACUCCGUCAUUCAGGCAGUGCAGGAUCUAUUCACCAAGGAAGAGGGAUACACACGCGAGGAGAUGGCCCAGCUUCUGGACAUCACCGUCCCGGAGUUGGAGUCGAAGUUCUUGUCUGCCUUUCCCGUGCAAGCUGAGCGAUUCCGUCUCCGCCAGCGGGCGCUGCACUGCUUCAAGGAGGCGCGCCGCGUGUUGGAUUUCAAGGCUUGCCUGGCUAAUGCUUCGAAGCUGGAUGAGAAGCGCAUUCAUUACCUGGGUCAGUUGCUGAAUGAGUCUCAGGAUUCGUGUCGGGUCGAUUAUGAGUGCAGUGCUCCCGAGGUAGAUGAGAUUUGUGCCAUUGCGCGGAAAGCGGGUACCUGGGGUAGUCGUUUGACUGGUGCUGGAUGGGGUGGCUGUACAGUUCACAUGUUGCCUCAGGGCAAGGUCGAGGCUGUAACAACAGCCUUGCGGAAUGAGUACUACUUGAAGCACUUCCCUGAUAUCAGUGCCGAGAAGUUGGAGCAGGCUAUGGUUAUUAGCAAGCCGUCAAACGGAUCGUUUGUGAUUACUGGCGCUGCUAUUGAUCAGGUUGCUCUGUGA
Molecule: messenger RNA, 1566 nt
Organism: Penicillium pulvis
Lineage: Eukaryota; Fungi; Ascomycota; Eurotiomycetes; Eurotiales; Aspergillaceae
Exons: 3
Coding region: 1-1566 (521 amino acids)
Biological process (GO): carbohydrate phosphorylation; galactose metabolic process
Cellular component (GO): cytosol; cytoplasm
Molecular function (GO): ATP binding; galactokinase activity
Source: RefSeq, a predicted model, not a curated record